GUUGACAGAGAGUGCUGUUGGCUUAUUAUAAUAUUCUACCACUUUCAUUCUGGGGAAGAGCAGUACAUUUUCAUGUUCAAAUUUGGGAACUUCUCACUAUUAUUCACCAUCAUGUACAGAUCUCAUAAAUCUAAGACCAGUUUUAAAUGUCAUAUAUGUAUAUUCUAUUUCUGGGAAACACCAGAUAGAGUGUUAUUUUGGGCAACUGUGGGUUGACCUUGAAAAACUUACAUUAACAAGGAGAAAAAGCACGUUUUAAAUGGUGACACAUUUAACAAGGAACUUUAAAGAAUAAGAGAAAGUGUGUAGGCGUUCCAUAGUAACAACCUAAUGGUAUCACAUUGUGUUUCAUGAAUGAGGGCUAUUCACAAAGUUCCCACAAAUACGACCAAUGUAAGAACAUAACUAUCUAGUAGCUUUCUUUAUCAUUCAUUCUAUCAAUGUUUUACAAGUCCCGACUAAGUACCAGACAGGAUCUUAGUUGCUAUGAAAAUGAAAAUGAGUAAGUUACAACUCCUUCCAGUCUGUAGCUCAGUUUAAUUGGGGGAGGUGGGGGGAGAGAGAACUCAGCACUUACAGGUGUGUCGCUCAUAUUUAUUUUAGGACUAAUGGAUUAUAGGCAAAAUCAACUUUGAGAAUAAAAUCUUGUCACCUAGAUAUAUGUCUUUUGCAUUUAAUAAACCAAUUACAAGGAGGACUAUGAGGAAAUAUGUCAGAAAUUUAAUAGAGGUGAUCUCUGUGUAUUGCUAAUUAGUAGUGGUUUUAUAAAUGCUCCAUGGUUUCUAAAACAAAUAUGUUAUUUCUUUAACUUCAAGAAACAAGAAAACAAAACAUCACUGAUUUUAAGCUAUUAUGUUUCCUUGAGUUUCUGUGCCUGACUGGUUAUGCAAUUUUAUGUUUGCACUCACUAGAGAUAUUAGACAGUCUCUUUGAGAAUGUCUCAAGGCAUGGAUUGACAAACUUUGCCUAUAAAGUUUCAUUAGUAAAUAUAUCACGCUUUGCAGGCCCAAACAGCCUUUGUCACUAUUCAAUGCUCUUUAACAGGAAAACAACCAUAAACAAUAGGUAAAUGAAUGAGCAUGUCCGUAUUCCAAUAAUAAUACUUAGAAAAAUAGGCAGAGGGUUAGAUUUGCCUUAGUUUGCUUAACCCCUAAUUUACAGCAUUUUUAAAAAAUGCAAAGGCCUGGUUCUCAUACCUCCCAGGAUCAGAUUCUGGAGAGAUAGAUAAGCCCUUAGAACCUGCAAAUUUACACAGUUGCCAUUAUUAUUACUAUUUACUAUUUACCCUUAAGUUUGAGAACUUUCAUUUUCUUUACCUACCAGAAUACCUGAAGCACGAAUUUGUCUCUACAGUAUCCUUGAGGGAUUUCCAUUUAGCUUGAUGGCUUUGAAGUUUGUGGAGCAUACCUUAUCAGGCAGAACUUCUAUUUCAAAUAAUUGACAGGGAAAAUAUGAAGGCAAAAUUCCUAUUGAGUUAAAGUCUAAAAUUUUUUUUUAAUUUUUUUUUAACAUUUAUUCAUCUUUGAAAGGCAGAGAGAGACAGAGCGUGAAUGGGGGAGGGGCAGAGAGAAAGGGAGACACAGAAUCUGAAACAGACUCCAGGCUCUGAGCUGUCAGCACAGAGCCUGACGCGGGGCUCGAACUCACGGACCGUGAGAUCGUGACCUGAGCCAAAGUCGGCCACUCAUCCGACUGAGCCACCCAGGCGCCCCAAAGUCUAAAAAUUUUAAUUUGAAGAGAACAAGAGCCUUUUCUCCCCUGUUUACUGUUGUAUUUCCAGCUACAGAAAAUAGGGUAGGUGCUUGGCACAGGGCAGGUAUUUCGAUAAAUAUUUGCAGAUGAUCUGAAUGCACUUUCAUUGCUUGGCCCUCUCCCCACUUUCAGGUUGCCUGACCCUCCCUUUAUGUGAUAAAGAGGUAAGUGAGUCUUAGCUACAGCUUUCCUGCUUUUUAUACUGUCUCUUUUGGGUUUUAAUCCAUUGUUUCAUCUCUUUUGAGUAAUUUGGGGGUUAUAUAUCCUGUCCUCAAGACUUGUGAUGCCCUGACAUACCUGGUUCUAAGGCAGGAUGACAUUUAUAAGCAUUGAUAAUGAUAUUAACUGAAGAUUUUUCUUCUGUAAGCAGAAGAAAUCAAUAUGCCAACUUCAACAAAAAAAAGUAUUAGGAAAAUUAGGUGACAACUCAGCAGCAAGUGUCGAUGGACUUUCUCUCAGGAGUGCCAUCGAAAUAUAACUCAGCUCCCAGCAUUUUUCCACCUCUGGGCCUUUGCACAUGCUGUGCUCUGUGCUGGUUUCAAAUUCCUGGAGAGAGAGAUUUGUUGAGCCAAGGUCAGGGACCUGUUAUUUAGUUUAAUUACUUCGUCACUGUGGUUGGGGGGUACCAUUAAUCACCCCAUGGAGAGAAAAUCAAAGGCUAUUACCAGUAGGAUGUGGGGGUGGGAUAAAGAGAUGCUAGGAAGACUCAAGUAGUUUAGACAUGUUAAUUUGGAUGCCUUUUAAAAAUAAUCUGUAAAUGACUGGAUUCUGGUUUUCAAAGCCCAUUCCUGUGUUUUAAAUUUUGCUACUAACACAAACCAGGCUGAGACCUCUAACAGGUCCAGGCCAGUACUUCUCUCUGUACUGCCGCUCUGCUGUGGAUGAUGUUCUGUAAUUGCUACGGACUUCCUCUCGACCUGAAGAUUUGAUUUGAAGCCCUGCCUUAGCUGCGUUUUCCUGAGAGAUUUGAUUUUCAGUCCUGUUUUCCCUUUUAGAUUAUAUUUAUUUAUACUAUCUAUCCCUGUCCAUUUCCAAGAAAAGAUUGUUACUGGCAGUUUUCAAAUCAAAUUCCACAGUAAGAAAUGGCACAGAUAAUAUUCAGACAGCUUCCUCUAAUCCAUUCACCUCUGGUUUUGUCCCUGAUUAGCUGCCACCCAGACAGACACUGCCCCAGCACGGUCCUGGAUCUGCUGUACAUCAUGAUGGUCCUUAGAAUGAAGUCCUUCCCCACUUAAUGGCCCCAUCUCCCCCAUACCCAACCGUUUAAAGUCUCUCUUUGUUCUGUUGUUGUACUCUGCCAGGGUCGACAGGUUCUGAUUGCUCUUCCCUCCAAGAGCAUCUUCUUUCCCUCUGGCCACUCCGUUCUUUUUUUUUUAAGUUUAUUUAUUUAUUUUGAGAGAGAGAGAGAGAGAGAUUACUGGGGAGGGGAUGAGAGUGAAGGCACGAGAGAGAAUCCCAAGCAGGCUCUGCAAUGUCAGAGCAGAGCCUGACUUGGGGCUUGAACUCACGAACUCUACAAGAUCAUGACCUGAGCUGAAAUCAAGAGACCGACGCUCAGCUGACUGAGUGGCCCAGGUGCCCCUCACCACUCCGUUCUGUGCUGCAGUUCCACUGGCUGACUUUCUGCUGCAGACACACACAGAUCUGUUCCCUCCACCUGGAAUGUGCCUUUUCCACAUGUUUACAAGGCUGGCUUCUUCAUGCUUUUUGGAUCUCAGCUCAAGAGUGACCUCCUUAAUAAGAGAUGCUUUCUCUAUCACACUUUCUAGAUGGUUUGUGUCUCCUAAGUUACUCUAUAUCCCAUUACCCUAUUUUAUUUCAAUGUUGCAAUGAUCACCAUCCGGAAUCCCACUUCUUUGUGUACCUGUUGAUUGCUCUCUGCUCCUCACUAGAAUAUAAGCUCCAUGAGAAAGCAUGGAUUUUGUCUCCAGUCUUCCCUAGAUGUUUAGAGCAGUAUCUGGUAUACGAGGUGCUCACUGAACAGGUUAAUGAAUUAAGGCCAAUUUGCAAUUUUCAAACUGUCUAGUCAAAUCUAAACAGACUCACUUCUCUGAGAUAUAUUAAAGCCAGAGAGAACAAAGUUAAGCAAUCGGCAUCUUUUGGAUUGUGGGAGGCUGAGCUUUCUGGAUUGUCUGUUGGAAUGUCUGAUCCCAGAAACUAAUACCCAUUCAAAGAAAGGUGCUGAGGAUUUGCUGCAGCUUUUAUAUUUAUGCUCUUGGGUCACCCUUCUCAUGAUCUCUGCCAGCUCUGUGUUUGCAGAGCUCAGCAGAUUAUUUUAUGAGGAUGAGAAGAAGCAACAUGUGAUGAUUAUGAUGGAGCCUUAGCACAAGGCAUACAUACCUCUAAUGUUAACUCAGACUAUUUAUUGAUGUCUCAUCCUCAUAUAAGACCCAACCAUUUCCAUUUCCUGUUCAGUUGACACUACCUACAUACACAUCAGCCUCACCUAUCUCUACAGGACAGUAUUUCUUCUCCGCUCAUGUGUACACUCAUAGCCCGUAUGCACAUGUGCAUGUACAUGUAGACCAGCAGCCCCAGUUCUGAAAAGUGUUGCACAAGCCAAGCUAUAGCAUAAGCCACUAAAAUGACUUCUGACCUUAUAAGGAAGGAUUGAUUUGGAAAAUUUUGAGGUGAAUGUAAAGACAACAGAUAUGUCCAGUUUUCUCUGGCAACCUUGAUUUCCUUCCCCUAGUAUUUCUUCUUGGGCGACACAUGUAAUCAUUCUUACAUAUUUAAGUAAAUAAUAAUUGGUUUGCUUCUGACUGAUUAGACCUUUGUUAUAAUGUUUUCCUUAGAGCUUCAUGCUGAUGGAUCAACCUGUGGGUGAAAUUAUUUUAAAUAGUUUUAAAUGGUCUUUAAAAACUUCAAAAAUCAAACUCUUUGGCCUCCUUGGGUGGAGUCUAAGAGGGUCUUUAUGUUGUAUUAGCUGCGUGGUAAACAACGUUAGUAAAUGAUAAGCUUCCUGUAUGAAUUUAUGGUGUUUCAUAUACAUCCCUUAAAAUGCAGAAAUAAAAUAACUAGUUCUUAACUCGCCAGGCCCUAGUAUGUCUCAGCUUCUUAUCCGGUGUUAUUUUAGCCCUUCUAAGAGGACAUUGAGGAAGAGGAUGGCAUCCCAGUAUUUGCCUGGGGAGGGCUAUUUCUGUCUUUCUGCCUGAUGCUGAUAUUGAGCCUUGAUGGGGUGGCUGGACGAGAGCAGCUCUUGGCUCAGCAGAGAAUGCACAGUAUGAUCAGCUCAGUGGAUGUGAAAUCAGAGGUUCCUGUGGGCCUGGAGCCCAUCUCACCUUUAGACCUGAGGACAGACCUCAGGAUGAUGAUGCCUGUGGUGGAUCCUGUUGUCCGUGAAAAGCAACUGCAGCAAGAAUUACUCCUUAUCCAGCAACAGCAGCAAAUCCAGAAGCAACUCCUGAUUGCAGAGUUUCAGAAACAGCAUGAGAACUUGACACGGCAGCACCAGGCUCAGCUUCAGGAGCACAUCAAGUUGCAACAGGAACUUCUAGCCAUAAAACAGCAACAAGAACUCCUAGAAAAGGAGCAGAAACUGGAGCAGCAGAGGCAAGAACAGGAAGUAGAGAGGCAUCGCAGAGAACAACAGCUUCCUCCUCUCAGAGGCAAAGAUAGAGGACGAGAAAGUAAGAGGCACCAGGGAGCAGUGGCAAGUACAGAAGUAAAGCAGAAGCUUCAAGAAUUCCUGUUGAGUAAAUCAGCAACAAAAGACACUCCAACUAAUGGAAAAAAUCAUUCCGUGAGCCGCCAUCCCAAGCUCUGGUACACGGCUGCCCACCACACGUCACUGGAUCAAAGCUCUCCACCCCUGAGUGGAACAUCUCCAUCUUACAAAUACACAUUACCAGGAGCACAAGAUGCAAAGGAUGAUUUCCCCCUUCGAAAAACUGCCUCUGAGCCCAACUUGAAGGUGCGGUCCAGGUUAAAACAGAAAGUGGCAGAGAGGAGAAGCAGCCCCUUACUCAGGCGGAAGGAUGGAAAUGUUGUCACUUCAUUCAAGAAGCGAAUGUUUGAGGUGACAGAAUCCUCAGUCAGUAGCAGCUCUCCAGGGUCUGGCCCCAGCUCACCAAACAAUGGGCCAACCGGUAACGUUACUGAAAAUGAGACUUCAGUUUUGCCACCUACUCCUCAUGCUGAGCAUAUGGUUUCACAGCAACGCAUUCUAAUUCACGAAGAUUCCAUGAACCUGCUAAGUCUUUAUACCUCUCCCUCUUUGCCCAACAUUACCUUGGGACUUCCAGCAGUGCCAGCCCAGCUCAAUGCUUCAAAUUCACUCAAAGAAAAACAGAAGUGUGAGACUCAGACGCUCAGACAAGGCGUUCCUCUGCCUGGGCAGUAUGGGGGCAGCAUCCCAGCAUCUUCAAGCCAUCCCCAUGUCGCUUUAGAGGGAAAACCCAACAGCAGCCACCAAGCUCUCCUGCAGCAUUUGUUACUGAAAGAACAAAUGCGACAGCAAAAGCUUCUUGUGACUGGCGGAGUUCCCUUACAUCCUCAGUCUCCAUUGGCAACAAAAGAGAGAAUUUCACCUGGCAUUAGAGGUACCCACAAAUUACCCCGUCACAGACCCCUGAAUCGAACCCAGUCCGCACCUUUGCCUCAGAGCACAUUGGCUCAGCUGGUCAUUCAGCAGCAACACCAGCAAUUCUUGGAGAAGCAGAAGCAAUACCAGCAGCAGAUCCACAUGAACAAACUGCUUUCGAAAUCUAUUGAACAACUGAAGCAACCAGGCAGUCACCUCGAGGAAGCGGAGGAAGAGCUUCAGGGGGACCAGGCGAUGCAGGAAGACAGAGCGCCCUCUAGUGGCAACAGCACUAGGAGCGACAGCAGUGCUUGUGUGGAUGACACACUGGGACAAGUUGGGGCUGUGAAGGUCAAGGAGGAACCAGUGGACAGUGAUGAAGAUGCUCAGAUCCAGGAAAUGGAAUCUGGGGAGCAGGCUGCUUUUAUGCAACAGCCCUUCCUGGAGCCCCAGCACACACGUGCGCGCUCAAUGCGCCAAGCUCAGCUGGCUGUGGUUGGCAUGGAUGGAUUAGAGAAACAUCGUCUUGUCUCCAGGACUCAUUCCUCCCCUUCUGCCUCCAUUUUACCUCAUCCAGAAAUGGACUGCCCCCUCCAGCCUCGCUCUGCAACUGGAAUUGCCUACGACCCUCUGAUGCUGAAACACCAGUGCAUUUGUGGCAAUUCCACCACCCACCCUGAGCACGCUGGACGAAUACAGAGCAUCUGGUCACGGCUGCAAGAAACUGGACUGCUAAAUAAAUGUGAGCGAAUUCAAGGUCGAAAAGCCAGCCUGGAGGAAAUACAGCUUGUUCAUUCUGAACAUCACUCACUGUUGUAUGGCACCAACCCUCUGGAUGGACAGAAGCUGGACCCCAGAACACUCCUAGGUGACGCCUCUCAAAAGUUCUUUUCUUCAUUACCUUGUGGUGGACUUGGGGUGGACAGUGACACCAUUUGGAAUGAGCUGCACUCGUCCGGUGCUGCACGCAUGGCUGUUGGCUGUGUCAUCGAGCUGGCUUCCAAAGUGGCCUCAGGAGAGCUGAAGAAUGGGUUUGCUGUUGUAAGGCCCCCAGGCCAUCAUGCUGAAGAAUCCACAGCCAUGGGGUUCUGCUUUUUUAAUUCAGUUGCAAUUACCGCCAAAUACUUGAGAGACCAACUAAAUAUAAGCAAGAUAUUGAUUGUAGAUCUGGAUGUUCACCAUGGAAAUGGUACACAGCAGGCCUUUUAUGCUGACCCCAGCAUCCUGUAUAUUUCACUCCAUCGCUAUGAUGAAGGGAACUUUUUCCCUGGCAGUGGAGCCCCAAAUGAGGUUGGAACAGGGCUAGGAGAAGGAUACAAUAUAAAUAUUGCCUGGACAGGUGGCCUUGAUCCCCCCAUGGGAGAUAUUGAGUACCUUGAAGCAUUCAGGACUGUAGUGACGCCUGUGGCCAAAGAGUUUGAUCCAGACAUGGUCCUAGUUUCCGCUGGAUUUGACGCAUUAGAGGGCCAUGCCCCUCCUCUGGGGGGGUACAAGGUGACAGCAAAAUGCUUUGGUCAUUUGACGAAGCAAUUGAUGACAUUGGCUGAUGGACAUGUGGUGUUGGCUCUAGAAGGAGGACAUGAUCUCACAGCCAUCUGCGAUGCCUCAGAAGCCUGUGUAAAUGCCCUUCUAGGAAAUGAGCUGGAGCCGCUUGCAGAAGAUAUUCUCCACCAAACCCCGAAUAUGAAUGCUGUUAUUUCUUUACAGAAGAUCAUUGAAAUUCAAAGCAAGUACUGGAAGUCAGUUAGGACGGUGGCUGUGCCAAGGGGCUGUGCUUUGGCUGGGGCACAGUUGCAAGAGGAGACGGAGACCGUUUCUGCCAUGGCCUCCCUGACGGUAGAUGUAGAACAGCCCUUUGCUUCAGAAGACAGCAGGUAUGGAUCCAAGAUUGGGGAGUCAUUAAGGUCAGUAACAUCCAGGCUCAUCAUUAGCAUUUGUGAACCUCUCUCCAGGCUUUCCUUCUCCUGUCUCCUCCACUUCCACCACCUGUGUUCUCCAAAGCCACAGAUGCCACAGCACACACUAUAGGCCACCAAGAAUUCCAUUCUUAGUGGGAAACACAGAACUAGAGCAUGUGGUUGCAGUUCACAGAGAAAUAGAGGGCGUGAGAUACAUGGUGAGAAAAAUCACUCCUUGUUGAGUAAUUUAGUGCAGAUCAUUAUGGAAAGAGCUGUUUGUGGGCUUUACUUCUUAGUUAUCUCUCAUUUUCCAGAUAUUCUUUUUCUAUCAUCAUUUUGAAAUUACUGUUAUAACAAAGUGAAAAAACGAGAGCAGAAGUUGGAGGUAUUACUAGUCAAUAAUUUAGAAAACCUAAACAUGUACGAGCUCCUUAUAUGACUAUUCUUGUGGUACAAGGACUGGAUAAAGAUACAAGUGGCCUACAAAGGAGAUGGGAGUGUGUGAAAAGGAAUGUGUGGACUCUUCAGUCUGAUUUUAUUCUAUCUUAUGAUAAGAAGUUGAAUCCAGUCAGUCUUCAUAUGAGUAUAGCUUUCAGGAAAAGAAAAAUAAGGUUAACCUAAGAUUGAGUUUGCUUAUUCUCCUUCUGAGAAACGCUUGUUGGUUUGUGCAUUUUGGUGUUCAUCAUCCUAUCAUACAGACGGUGUUACAUUCAAGAUUUCUUUUAAGUCUGCCAGAACCAAAUCCAUCACAAAUGUACAUAUAUUAACAUUGGUGCUUUCUGUAGCUGGCUUCAAAGUCACAUUUUCUCAAUUUAAAAACGAAUCAGGUGAGGCUUUACUAAAGCUCUUCCAGCUUGCACUUUUAAAAUGCUUCUGAGAAGGAAAUCAUAUUCCCUCUGUCAAUAACAUCACCAUUAAUUAUACAGAUCCUGCUACCUAGUACCUAGUUGGCAAUUUUCCCAAGAAUGUGCAAAUUUGAACCGUUUUAGCUUUCUUACUUUUACUGGACAUUCGGAGUUUAAUGGAUUUAACAUCUUGCUUUGGUGAAGAGCAGGAGAUGCAUUGAAUAAAAUAUUUCAUUUUUAUGCAAGUAUUUUUCUUACUAUAACCAUUUAAGACCAGAUUACCUGUAAAAGAAAAAAAAGUUGUAUAAUACUGUAUUAGAAGGCAUCUUCAUAUGGGCAUCUGGAGCAUAAAGGGAAAACUUAUUUCACUUCUUCGAUAAUAUGAACUAACCCCCUGCAGUUCCCAGCUAAGAACCAAACCAAGUUCAUAAUGCAAAGGUGUUGCAAUUAUUCCCAAAGCCAAAUGCAGUUAGUUGUCUGUCAUCUGAGGACUAUAAAACUGAGCAAACUAAACAUCUGUUAGUGUUGGAUAUAAAAGGAAUAUAUUUGUUCUUUAGAAUUCAUUUAAUAUAGAGAAGUGAAGCUAAAUUCCAACCUGAGUGAAAUGAAUUGUAAAUAAUUUUGCUUAGAAUAAUUAAGAAUGAUAAGUCAUGUUAUAAGCCCCAAGUAGUAAAAACAAUCUCAGAACUUUGGCAUGAAUUCUCUCUAUAAGUAUGCUUGCUUAUCCUCAGGUAAAUAAUGUGUUUGACUUCUGUUAAUCAGUGGGGACUUAACCCUGGCUUGAGUUCUCAGUGAUUUUUUUUAAGAGCUCACAGUGAUUUUUAAGCUUCCUCUGAUAGCAGAGAGAGAAUGAGAAUGGGAAUGUUCUGAUGUGUAGGGAAAACAGAGUUUACGCUUGUGACCUGGAUUCAUGUUUGUUUACCAGUAUGAAACACACUGUAUCUAUUUUGAUUGAUUUUUCUUAUGGAAAGAAAAGUAGUUUUGCUUGAAAUAUUUUCCAAGGCUUUGCACUCACUUUUUCAGCAGAGGAAAAGAAAACUUCUUCUAGAAUUGGCUUUUGCAUUUCUAUUGAACCAUGCAUGAAUUUCAUCAGAGAGAGUCAGAGACAGAGAACCCUUGAAAGCCACAGCACAUUUGUUCUUUUCAGGGGCAUGCUAUUAGAAUUGUCUCCCUACUCAAUACAGGAAAGAAGACUUUCAGAAUGAGAUAAAAAGAUGGAAAUGUUCUUGGGCCUUUGUUAUGAAUGUAAUAUUAUAAGUACACAGGAAAUUAAAAAAUUAGAAAAAUCAGAAUGCUAAAUGAAUGGAAAAGAGUGAAGGCAAGAUUCUUUUUAUAGGAAAUUCUUGCCAGUUAUUUUGGAGGAUAUAUUGGUGUUUGGAGUGAGAUGACUCAUUUUGUACUAAGAUUUUGGGUAAAGCAGCUCUUUUCCUGGCCAACUCAUAUCUGACUCAUUUACCACUAGUGAAUAAGGGAUAAAAUGCUCCUGGCUAAGAACCAUUG
Messenger RNA from Acinonyx jubatus (cheetah), 10517 nucleotides. RefSeq names its product histone deacetylase 9 (gene HDAC9). Gene Ontology annotation, molecular function: histone deacetylase activity. Lineage: Eukaryota; Metazoa; Chordata; Mammalia; Carnivora; Felidae. The transcript has 25 exons. The coding region runs from base 4907 to 8302 and encodes 1131 amino acids. Gene Ontology annotation, cellular component: histone deacetylase complex. Gene Ontology annotation, biological process: chromatin organization; negative regulation of transcription by RNA polymerase II. The record is from RefSeq and is a predicted model, not a curated record.